AUGCUUCGAUUUUCAAUGCACCCAUUCGCGGGAGUGCUACACUUUGAGAUUGGUUUCAUUGAAGAUUACGAAUUGGUGGUAAUCGGUGUAGAAGGGUUUGGGGUGUUUAUUCAUGCCAAAAUGCAGAACAAUCAUCUUCCUCAACAGCCGCAUUCAUUUGGCUCAAAUGGUAGCACAUCAUCCAUUCCAAUCACAUCAUCGAUGUUACAUCCAUCAAAGGAAGACAUCGCUCUGAUGAGUCGACAGAAGGUUACACCUGAACUGAUGAAGUAUACCGAGAGGUUCGAAUUUCCAUACAUUACUGAUGUCACCAACUACGAGAAGUUAGCAAAAAUUGGUCAGGGAACAUUCGGGGAGGUAUUCAAAGCGCGUUGUAAGCGUACGGGUCGAAUCGUUGCUCUGAAGAAAAUUUUGAUGGAGAAUGAGAAGGAAGGAUUUCCAAUAACAGCUCUACGAGAAGUAAAAAUGUUGCAGAAACUAAAGCAUAAGCAUAUUACUGAACUGAUAGAGAUAUGUAGUAGCAGAGCAUCAGUACAUAAUCGAGAGCGUAGUACCUUCUAUUUGGUAUUCUCUUUUUGUGAGCACGAUCUUGCUGGUCUUUUGUCUAAUACCAAUGUUCGACUCUCCUUGGUGCAUAUAAAAACACUGAUGAAACAUUUAUUAGAAGGCCUUUAUCAAAUACAUUUUGCAAAAAUAUUACAUCGUGAUAUGAAGGCUGCAAAUGUUUUAAUUACGAAAGACGGUAUACUGAAGUUGGCGGAUUUUGGUUUAGCGAGACCUUUGUUUUCAAAAUUACCAGGUCAACCGGAACACUGUUACACGAACCGUGUUGUUACUUUAUGGUAUCGUCCCCCUGAAUUACUUCUUGGUGAACGUCAUUAUGGACCACAAAUCGAUAUGUGGGGCGCGGGCUGCAUCAUGGCUGAAUUAUGGACACGUACUCCUAUUCUGCAAGGUGAAAGUGAACAAAAGCAAUUGGCACUGAUAUCCAAUCUGUGUGGAAGUAUUAACCCCCAGACAUGGAGGGGCGUGGAAAAUUUACCACUUUACGGCAAAAUGGAGCUUCAGCAAAAUCUAAAUCGUCGUGUGGUUGAACGUUUGGAAGUUUAUGUUAGAGAUCGAAAUGCCUUGAACUUGAUUGACAGUCUCCUGGUUCUGGAUCCAUCCCUUCGUCUCGACGCUGAACAAGCUCUCGAUCAUUUGUUUUUCUUUACGCAGCCUCAUCCUGCCGCCGAUGUUGGGGACUUGAUGAGCACUAUCUCGACAAGUCUCUUUGAAUAUACAGCUGGAAGAGGCGCCCAUAGUGGACGAGGUCGCGGAGUGCACCAUCAAAAUCGUCAGAACAUUCGCCCAUCAAUGACUGCACAAGGACAAUACGUCGAUAUGGUGUUUUGA
This is a messenger RNA of Cercopithifilaria johnstoni, 1395 nucleotides long. The record is from the annotation of a GenBank genome assembly. Lineage: Eukaryota; Metazoa; Nematoda; Chromadorea; Rhabditida; Onchocercidae.